CAGCUUACAUAUCUCCCCUCACCAUGGGGCACUUGCCGUUUCUCCGAUCUGGGCUCGGACUUUUUCCCAGUAUACAGUAUCUCAGCUUGUAGGAUCGACUGUGAAACCAGAUACAUUGUAGAGAACUGCAACUGCAAAAUGGUGCACAUGCCAGGUGAUGCCCCGUUCUGUACCCCCGAGCAGUAUAAAGAAUGUGCGGAACCAGCACUAAGUUUACUGACCGAGAAGGAUGGAGGGUAUUGUAUGUGUAUGAUGCCCUGUAAUCUUACUAGAUACAACAAGGAGCUGUCCAUGGUGAAAAUCCCCAGCAAGACAUCUGCCAAGUAUUUAGAAAAGAAAUUCAACAAGUCGGAGAAGUACAUUUCGGAGAAUAUUCUUGUCCUGGAUGUUUUC
This is a messenger RNA of Staurois parvus, 393 nucleotides long. The record is from the annotation of a GenBank genome assembly. Lineage: Eukaryota; Metazoa; Chordata; Amphibia; Anura; Ranidae.